AUGAGCCCUCCAUCAGAGAAAAUGAUUCCAUCCGAGACGGAUCAAGAGAGUGGUGAGUAUCCCACUCUGGUCGACUUCGAUGGACCAGAUGAUCCUCUCCUCCCGUUCAACUGGUCCAUUACGCGGAGAGUUUGGGUCACUUCAGUGGUGGCUAUACUGAAUCUCAUUGGAACGGUGGCCAGCAGCAUAUUCGAAACUGGCAAUGAGACAUUCAUGCAAGACUUCAACAUUAGCCAUGAAGUCGCUGUGCUGGGGACGAGUUUAUUCUUAGUAGGCUACAUAUUCGGCUUUCUCACCUUCGGCCCUCUCUCCGAGCGAUUCGGCCGCAAAUGGCCCAUGUUACUAGGAAUCACCCUCUCGUCGCUCUUCGACUUGAUGCCCGCCCUCGGGCACAACCUUCCCACCGUCCUGCUUGGUCGUUUCUUUGGCGGGCUAUUCGGCGUUGCGCCAGUCGCGAUAUUCGGCGGUGUGAUUAGCGACUGCUGGCCAAUGGCUCAUCGCGGGAUUGCCAUGGCAUUGGCAGUCUCACUCGUCUUCUCAGGACCUACGUUUGGUCCUGUUUUCGGAGGGUUCAUCAUGUCCUCUUCGACGCUCGACUGGAGAUGGAACAUGUGGGUAGUUAUCAUCGUGGGACUUGGGGCGUCGCUGCUCUGCGCAUUUGUCUAUCCGGAGACGUACGCACCAGUGAUUCUGCGCAAGAAGGGGCAGGCACUUAGGAGGAAGACAGGUAAUCUGGAUAUCAAGACCGCAGCAGAUAAGGAGGGGAUUAGUCUGCAGGAGAUUGCAAGGGCCUAUCUGAUUCGACCUUUUUGGCUCUUCACCACGCAACCCAUCCUCGCCCUCCUCACCCUCUACCAAUCCUUCAUCUACGGCGUUCUCUUCCUCUUCUACCAAACCUACCCCGUCGUAUUCGGUGAGGACCGUGGCUGGCCCACGGCCCUCAAAUACCUCCCUCUUCUGGCCAUCAUCUGCGGUGUCUUCGCUGGCGCUUUUGGCAUCAUCAUCCACAACCAAGUCUACUUUCGUCACCACUGCCACGCUCCCGACGGCGUCACCUUCAUCCCCGAAGCCCGUCUCCCGCCUAUGAUCGUCGGCGGCAUCUUGGUCCCCAUUGGGAUGUUCUGGUUUGCAGGCACCGCUACGCCGGCCACCAUCCCCUGGCCCAGUGCCAUCUGUGCAAGCUUCUUGAUCGGCGCCGGCAUGUAUUUGCUCUUCAUUCAGGGGUUUAACUACAUCGUGGAUAAUUAUACCAGUAUGGCGAAUAGUGCCAUGGGUGUUAACGGAUCCAUGAGGAGUAUCUUUGGGGCGGCGUUUCCUCUUUUUGCUAAUCAGAUGGUGGAUGGGCUGGGAGUGCAGAGGGCGACCAUCGUUUUGGCGGCGAUUUGUGUGGCUCUGGUGCCGGUGCCGGUUUGCUUUUGGUAUUGGGGGGAUAGGAUUAGGGCGUGGUCGUCUGCGAAGGUUCCUGAUAAUAUAUGA
Messenger RNA from Aspergillus welwitschiae, 1476 nucleotides. Its product is annotated as putative MFS transporter. The record is from RefSeq and is a predicted model, not a curated record. Gene Ontology annotation, biological process: transmembrane transport. NCBI's taxonomy places the organism in Eukaryota, Fungi, Ascomycota, Eurotiomycetes, Eurotiales, Aspergillaceae. Gene Ontology annotation, molecular function: transmembrane transporter activity. The transcript has 3 exons. Bases 1 to 1476 code for a protein of 491 amino acids.